Messenger RNA from Closterium sp. Naga37s-1, 813 nucleotides. NCBI's taxonomy places the organism in Eukaryota, Viridiplantae, Streptophyta, Zygnematophyceae, Desmidiales, Closteriaceae. The record is from the annotation of a GenBank genome assembly.
AUGGCAUCCGCGGAAGUGAUCCCCGCGGUGAUUAUCGGCGCGGGGCGCGUGGGGCAGGCGCUGGAGAAGAUGGGCGGAGGGCGGGACGUGGUGGUGCGGCGGGGGGAGAAAGUCCCCGAACGGGGGGAGGGGCCGAUUAUCGUGUGCACGCGGAAUGAUGCUCUUGACGCCGUUGUUGAUGCUGUGCCGGAAUCCAGGCGACAAGACCUGGUGUUCAUUCAGAAUGGCAUGCUCGACCCGUGGCUCGCCUCAAGAGGCCUACAGGACGCCACGCAGGUGCUCGUGUAUUUCGCCGUCGCCAAGGCGGGCGACCCGCCUCUGGAUGGCAUCACGGACGUCAAUCCCGAGGGGCUCACGGCUGCCACUGGCAAGUGGGCGGAUGCUGUAGCUACAAGGCUGAAAUCGGCUGGUCUAAGCUGCAAGGUGCUCUCUCUGUCAGCCUUUCGCCGGCCACAGCUGGAGAAGCUGAUGUGGAUCUGUGCGUUCAUGCUGGUGGGAGCGAGGAACGGCGGUGUGACCGUGGGGGAGGUGGAGAGCCAACACAGGGAGGCCGUGACUCUGCUUAUCAAUGAGCUUGCGGCUGCUGCUGUGGCAGCUGGGGCUGUGGAUGGGUUUGACGAGGGGCUGGUGGAUCGGCUCUGUGCUUAUGCUCGCUCCGUGGCACACUUCCCCACAGCUGUUAAAGAGUUUGAGUGGCGCAACGGCUGGUUCCACAACAUGUCAAAAGCUGCAGUGGCAGCAGGCAAGCCGGACCCUUGCCCUCUGCACUCUGCUUGGCUGGCGGAGUUGGGAGCUGCCCCUCUUCCACAAUGA